AUGGAGCAAGCUUGCGAACUCCGCAACGGGGAUGUGAUUUUCGGAGAAUUCGCUCGAGGUGCCUGUGCGACUGCCUCCUGUCGCCUAGGUUGGUGGUUGGGAACUACCUUUGCUUUCUCACAGCUGCCCAUGGCACGCCAGUUCUUGCUUGUCCUUGCUGUUGGCCUCAUGCAUGGUGGCCAGUCUUCGAGCCUCGGGGCCGGUGCUCUGUUUCUCUUGCCGUCAGCGGCGGCCAUGAUUCAACGGGCACCUGCAGCCCCCUUGGCAACCCCGGCUAUCCCUGCUGCCACCGUUAACCGAGCCACCCUCACUUUGGCCAAUCCCUUUGCGCCCUGGCAACGCGUUGAAGUUGACCCCAGUAAUGCCUUUGAGGAUGUCAUCGCGGAUGCACAUCACACACUGACGUCGUGGCAUCGGGGGUUCGCUGAAUCCGGGUUGGUGUCCGAUGGUUCGCAUGUUCUGGUCCCGAGACCAGGAGGGAGGCUUGCAUGCAUACUGGUUUCGGGUCUAGGGCAGCUCAUUUGUGUUGUCGUGCCCUCCUUUCUCACCCCCCGCGAUUUAACCCAUGCCUUGCAGCUUCGCUUUGGCCGCCGGGUAAGUGCACACCUCUCGCCCGGACUGGCAGCGUCAACCCGGGACACUAGACCUGUGCUAGCCUUGCGAUCAGGUGACUUGAUAGCAGUCCGGCUUUUCCAGUCGGACCCUUCAGCAGGGCCACGCGAGACGCCCGUCUUCUUGACCUGGGGAGCUGCACAUGCCGCCUCAGCAUGGCAUUCUGACUUUAUUGUCGCUCACGCCUCCUGUGUGCUGCUGUGGUCACCCAGCCGACCCACUCGGGUCGCUCUCCUCCGACACCAAGCGCGGUGGAAUGCUGCAGAGGCCACCGUUUGCCAACACGAGGAGGCCUUGGGAGUCCACCGUUGGGCGCCCUGCCACGGACACCUAGGGACGCCACCCUGGCUUGUUGAGCAAGCCACUGCUUUUGGGCGUGUGAAUAUCAUUCAGUCUCGUGGCUCCACUAGGAAGCCAGUGUACGCGACGGUGAUUGGUGGGUUCAUUCCCUUGCAGCUGGAUUGUUUGGGCGUCGGCUGCCUGCGCUGGCCAGACUUCUGCUCCUUGUGUAUGGUUUCAGUGGGCAAGCCUGGGCUGUGUCCUCCGGCUCCUCGGGCCGAUGUUCCAGUGUUGACUCUUCGGAAGCUCGCACCAUUCGCACCAGGAUGCCGCCUCGGCGGAGUCGCUCCCGUGAUCGGGACAGCUCUCACCGCCAUUUUCCUGCGCGAGUCGAUUUCAGCAGUGGUGAACCUUUUGUCCUGCAGGCGGGGUGGCAGCCCGAUUGUACUGACGGUCAGCUUUGUUUUGCCCGCUGCUUUCCAGGUCCAAGGACCAUGGUCCCUGUUUGAAGCUGUUGGGUCCCGACACUGUGGUACCUGGGCAACCCGCUUCUUCCCUGUCCGUGCUGCGUUUCCGUUCGCCCAAGUUACGCUUGCCCCGGUCGCUCCUUUCGGGAUGGCAAGUGUAGUCUUCCACACCCUUAGUGGCACAGCCGUUGCCUUAGCGUCGGUUGAUGCGUCUCUCGAGGACAUUCAGCGGCUGGCCGCCCGCCUCAUUCCCAGCACACGGUUUUGGGUUGUCAUUCCGCCUCCUUCCAUCCGCGCCGCUCACAUGCACACGCACAUCCGCCUUCGCAACGGCGAUGCGUUUGGCUUUCUGCCUGACUCUACUCAACCCGGUUCUACGCGGUUCCCUGCUCUGCACUACCCAUCCCUUGAUAGGGCGCGGCAGGUUGCCAGCUGGUCGUUGUCUUUCAGGUUCGACACAGGCGGCCCCGUCACCCUGUGGACAACCUCCAGCCGUUCUGGCCAGCUGGUGUAUGUACGCGACAAUGCGUAUUGGGAUCCUCUAGGCCCCACAUUUCGAAGCUUAGGUGGAGAGACCCUAACAGGCUCCUGGGUACCAGUCCUUACGGGUGACCUGUCGGACCUGCAUCUAAUGUCCCGCACCUCAAUUUCUGAAGCGCAUGUGCUCUUUCUCCUGCCGCCAGAGCAGACACCGGUAGGGGUCUUCCUAGCGGGCUGCAACACCCAUCGCAUCCCUUUGGGAUGGCAACUGUUACCUGCCAUUCGUUAUGUGCGUGCUGGUAGCACGUUGCGGGACGGGGACGUCUUGGUUGUUGCCCCGAAUGCUGAUCUUGUUUGGGACCCCUUCAGUAUACGGCCUCCCAGUCUAGAUGAUGCUCAGCCGCUGAGUGCCCCGCACACCUGGCAUCAACCUCUGACCUCUGCCUCGCCUGGCCCCACGGUUCUGCUUGGCGUUCUCGCGGUUUCGGUUGGUCGCGCUCCCUGGUGGUUAGGGCUAGCCCUCGGGGUUGUGCUGGGGUCUAGCAUGGUGCCUUCUUACGAGCUCCCCGAUCCGCCCAUCCGAGUUGGGCUGUACCCCUGGCGCGCACGUCCAGGUGAAGGCGACCUUCUUGAUCUUUCGGCCCGACCUGAAUUGGAUAUUGUUUUGCUUAGUCCUUUCACAGGGCCCCGGGAGGCCGGUCGUCUGUAUACCUCCGCUGCCGCUACUGAGCUUAACACCUUGACGCAGGCCUGUGAGCCGGCCUGGGGUGCCGACGUUGUGCCCGUCUGGCCGACAGCCGCCCUUCCUGCCUUGUUGGUCGUGCCGCGUCCCCCUGAUCCCAGCCUCGUGUGCCUGGCGGUGUCCUCUUUGGAUCGGCAUUUCUCUGUCUUGAUCCCCUGCUCCUCCACUCUGUCAUGGUUGGGGGAGGCUCUCCGUUUUCUUCAGCCAUUACAGGCGCUCUCCCUGCGGGCGCCUAGUUCCUUGGCCGCGUCGACGCCUCCUGACGGCGUUAUCAGAUGGCGUUCGGGUGAUCUUGUUGUCGCCCUGCCUCCGGCAGCCUUUGAGCCUACUUACCAGCCCCCGUGCUUCCACACUGAUGCGCAGGUUCGGCAUUGUGCUGUCUGGGCAGUCGAUUUUUCGGUCUCUGUCCGGACAAAUUUUAUACUUUGGCGCCCUGGGGUCCGUGCAAUCCGGGGACAUGCACCCGAAGGGGCCCAGUGGCGGGCCCUCGACUUUACGUUUGCUGGGGAAUUCUGUCAACACUAUCCUGGGCGUUGGGUGCCGGUACCAUGGAUUGCCCAAGACCAUGCCCAUUUAGUUGUGGUGUCCGAGGACCCGACAUACGUCAAUGUGGUCAUUGAAGCUGACGGUAAGUGCUGGUGUGCCCCAGUAACCGCCGCGACGGACGCCUGGCAGUUAUGGAAUGAUGUGCCCUCCAUCUCCACUCAGCCACGAGUCCUGGGUCUUUCACACCAGGAACUGCGCCAAGGCACUGUCCUUCGCAAUGGUGACGUUGUGUCAGGAGCUCCCCAGGGCGCCCUGCCUUCAGGUGGCGUUCGGGUUCUCCUCGCUUUCUUUCUCUCUGUCCGAUUUCUACCAACUUUCCCGAGCUCCUUGGUUCUGAUUGCUGGCUUGUUUCUCGGCUGGCAUAAUGAGGCCGCCGGUGCACGCCACCUUACCCUCGCCGUUGGCCUCGCGGCCACCGGAUUGCGCUACGCCGGGGUUCCCUUACCGCGGCUGGGGAACCUCGCCGUGGUGGAGCCUUGCCCUUUUGGCUUGCCGCCCCGGAGCCAGCUGCGAGGCGAUGUCCUGUACCUCGAGAGUGCUGCAUGUUUUCUUUGGCUGCGCCAGCCGCGCGACUGUGAGUGGCCUUCCCUCCAGCAUGCUACCACCUUUGCCUUCUGGGGGCCUUGCGGGAUGGUGAUGAUUUCGGCACCCGGACUGGCGGCCUCCCUGGACUUGGGCUAUGGCUCUGCGGAGUUCUGCAGACCACCUGUCCAACCGCCCAUGUUGUGGCCCACUCUGCUCUUUGACAUCUAUGGGCGAGCUUGGGGGGCGGGUCAUCAUUAUGCCGGCCUGGCCGCACAUUACUUGGCUAGGCACUUGCUGGUGAGCAUGCCUCCCACGCUCCCUCCCUGUUACCACUCGGGCUGGCUCCGUUUUUCGGUCUGGCCCGGCGGAGUGCCUGAUGAGCUGUUUAUCGCCACUGACGGCAGUGGCUUGCAAGCGGGAGGGUGGGCCUUCGCGGUGUGGGCCCUCUGGAAAAAUACAUGGUUUCGUGUGGGGUGUAGUCUGUCUGCUACCCCAUGGCUCCCUACUCCCACUGCCACUGCCACGGACCUUCGGUCUUACCUGGGAGAGCUUAGCGCCCUUGUUUCUGCUGCGGCCUGGUUCACUGCCUGGUGGGAUCACUUGAAGCUACAUACUGGCCAUGCGCCUGCUCGGGUUACGAUUGCUGUCGAUAACAGUGCGGCGUUACAGGUGGCCGGGGGAUUUGCCUCGGCUACUCUGCCGCACGCCCGUGUUUGUCGUUCACUCUGGCAGGCAAUUCAAUCUCGUUGCACCACCCAUUUCCGUCAUGUGCCCGGACAUGCCGGUGCCCUGGUUAAUGAGAUUGUCGAUGUCCUUGCUGGUUAUGGUGCGAUGCAUCCUUGGUGCGCUUCCCCUGGGUGGUGCCGGCUGCCUGGGACGUUCGGGACCACCCUUGCUCAAUGCGCACCGGUUCUCUGGCUACUUCCGUCCGCUCAGCUGGGCCCUGCUGGCCUCUUUUGGGAAUCCCCGGCUUGGGGGGCACCCAGGGACGCACCUGAAGCAAGCAGCCCUCCUGCUAUGCCUGAAUCUCAGGCGAAAUCUGAUCUGGCGAAGCCAACUCACGUUUGUGUUAGGCUUGUGCAAGCCAACAUUCAGACUAUCAAGGACGUCGCUGAAUCCUUCUUUAACCGGGAGGGUCAUGGGCAGCGUCGCAUCUACAUUGCUCAACAGCUCCGAUCCCUAGAUGUACACGUUGCCUUCUUACAGGAGUGCCGUAGCCGGCCAGGACGCUGGUCCUCACAUGGUUUCCUCAGCUUCCGGUCCGGCGCAGAAAAGGGUAUGUUCGGCGUUGAGAUCUGGGUUAGACCUGAUGUUGUGUCACCCAAGCUCGAUCUCGAUGACUUUCGCAUCCGGUUUGCCAGCCCGCGGCUGCUGUUAGUACAAUGCCAACGUUCGGACUUUCCGGUGACCUUGGUCGCGGCUCAUGCACCGCACGCUGAACGCCCGGAACAUGAAAUUCGGCGCUUCUGGCAAGACCUGCGAGUCCAGCUUCUGCCGGCAUGUAAUCGGGGAGUCGUCCUGGCAGGCAUCGAUGCAAAUGCAGAUUUUGUGGGACGUGAUGAAGAAGAGGUUCUGGUCGGUGACUUAUUGUCCCUCCGACCUGCUCGCUUGGCCGAUGACUUGCUUCUUGCCUGCCUGCAUGACACCUCUCUUGCUGCCCCUGGUACUUGGGCUGAAACCCAUUCCGGCCCUUCAUGGACCUGGCAGCAUACCGGCGGUAAGGUCCAACGGCUUGACCACCUGCUUGUCACUGGCGGUGUCGUUGUUCGUGGCCAUCGUCAGUUCCCUGAACUUGACAUCCUGAACGGGGAGGCGCGAGAUCACAUGCCCAUUACGGCAUGUGUCGAGAUAUGGGGGAAGACCGGACGCCGCGUUCAUCAAAGGUGCCCCUACCCACCCACUUGCGGUGACCUUGUCUCGCAGCAUGUUUGGGACACCCUCGCCCGCUCCGGUCCAGGAUCUGGCUCCACCAAAGUCCGUCAGUUAUGCACUGCGCACGCUGCAGCUGUCCGACUGCUGCCGGCGAGACCUCCGUUGUGCCGGCGCCAACCCUACCUCUCAGAUACGGCUGCCGGUCUCCUUGACACCCUUCGUGAUGCCAGAGCUGAGUUACGUCGUCUCGCUUCUCUUCAGCGACAGCAGCUCUGUGCACUUGCCUUCCAUGCUUGGCACGGCCGGCCACCACCAGCUCCUGCCCGGCGCUGGGAACGCCACCAGGUGCAGAUGCUCGUGGCCCACUUUGCGCAUGUCUGCUUCAAACUGCGAGCUCAGGCUCAUGCCCAGGCCCGGAUUGACAAACAGGCCUAUUUUGAAUCCCUGCUUGUCGGAGCUAUCGAUCACUGGCAUGCCACGGGUCGCCCUCUUGAGGCUGUUUCCAAGCUUUCAUGGGCGUCCAAAGGAGCUAAGCAGAAGCGCGAUGUGCGGGCCGCCAGUGGCUUCAAUAUCGAUGCUGAACUGCAGUUACAGUUCCAACAACAAGAAGGAGGACGCCCCGUGUCGAGCGCGCAACUCAACAGCGCUUUUGUCAAAUGGGCUGACACUGCCCGCCCAGUUUGCCCGGCAGCGGUCCCUUCCCUUCUGGACGUUGAACACAUGUGCCGUUCCCAGAAGAGAGGCAAGGCCCCUGGGCCGGACCACAUCCGUAAUGAGGUCUGGAAAGCUUGCCCCGACAAAGCUGGACGAUGGUUAUGGCCGAUUUGGCUUCACCUCGCGUGGGGAGAGGCUGAGCCCCUUCAUUUCAAAGCCUCCAUUGUUGGAGCCCUUCAUAAGAAAGGCCCGGCCCACCUGCCCUCCAAUUUCAGAUCCAUUGCCAUGCUUAAUGGUGUUGCGAAGCUUUGGCACUCUCAGUUGCGAGCUACGCUCGGUCAGGAAAUCAUUGCUCAUUACUUCCCCACACAGCUCGGCGGGCGGCGUGGGGUCGAUACUGGCCUUGCGCUGGGCGUCUUUCGCUCGGCGGUUGACCUCGCCACUGUACGCCACCGAUCAUGGGCUGCCUUGUUUGUUGAUAUCCAAGCAGCUUACUAUGAGGCUGACCGUAUUUUGCUCUUUGAGGGGCGUGACCUCGAUGAAGCGUUGCAAGGGCUGCGCCUGCCGGAACAUGUCCACGGCCUCAUCCGAGAUGGGGUCCUCUCUGGCUUAGGUGUCCCGCCUGACCAGAUCGCCCUGCUCAGGGAUUGCGUUGAAUGCUCCUUCUGGAGGUUGGUCGGUCAGCCCCAGGCUAUUAUGGCCAGCCGUGGAUCUCGGCCGGGUGACGGUUUGGCCGAUGUUCUCUUUGGCGCGCUUUUUGCAGUCAUCCUUCAAUGCCUUCACCACGCACUCCGUGCUGAAGAUAUUGUGCAUGCAUCCACCUCCGAUGCGUUGGGGAACCCUGACACCGCGCUUCAAAUUGCUUGGGCAGAUGACCUUUGCCUGCUUGUCGAUUUCCUGCGGGCUACCUGGGCCGCUUUUCGCUUUCGGGUGAACCUGGGAGCCGGUAAGACUGAGGCCCUAGUCCACCUCCAAGGACCGGGGGCUAAUGAGGCCAGGAAGGAACUCCUGUCGCCCGUUCCUCAGCUCUCCCUCACUGAUGGGCGGUGCAUUCGGGUUGUACCCGAGUAUAAGUACCUCGGGGUUGCCCAACGUUGCCGGGAUACCGGCCGCCGUGACAUCGAAGCCGCAGCAUCCCGAGGCAACGCCAUUUGGACCCAGGCUGCUGGCCUCGUGCAUUCUGACCAUCUCCCUUGGGUCCUGAAACUUGUGUGGCUCCAAGGGCGUACCCUCCCCGCCGCCUACUCAUCCCUCGCCACUACGCUUGCGCACUCCGAGCGGGCGUGGGGGCCUCUUCAAGGUUUCCUUGAUAAGUGCCUGCGCCAACUUGUCGGCGCCUGGGACGCCGGCCACCAUGUUGCCUCCGCUCAACUGCGGGCGUGUACGGGAGUGCUUGAUGUCGAGUGUGCCACUCUCAUCGCCAGAGUCCGUCUUCUCUGUCGCAUUGUGUCAGGCCGUUCGGCCGAGGUUUUUGACCUCUUUCAAGCCAGUUGGGAUCGCGGUGGAGAGUGGUCCUCACUCCUUGCUGACGCCGUCCGCAAGGUCUGGCCUGCAUGUGGCCUUCCCGACCUACGUGCUGGGGAGCCCACCUUGGAAGGAAUCCGCCGGCAUUCCAAAGCCAUUUUGGCUGCGUGUCGCAAGAUCAGCCGUUCUGGUACGAUGCUCCUUGCGCUCCACCGCGCUUGGCAUAGCCGUCAGACCCCUUCUCCCAAGAAGAUCAUCGGGGUUGCGGCCCCACAUGUUUGCCCCGAGUGUGGGGUGACUCUGCCCUCGGCCCAUGCUCUGGCGGCACACCUUCACCGUCUGCACGGACGUGUCGCACUCUGUACCCAGUAUACACUUGGCACCGUGUGCCUUUGGUGCCUCAUUGAAUUUCAUAACGCAGCGCGCCUCCGCUAUCACUUGCUCAACUCGCCUGCGUGUGAGCAUGGCUUACGCUGUUGUGUCGGGCCCGUCUAUGUGUAUGGCUCCGGCACCAAGCGUCGCGGCCAGCAAGGGCAUGCUCGGGCGCCGGUUUUUCGUAUUACUGGGCCAUGUAAUGCCACUCCAGCCCAGCGACGGGCUGCCGAAGAAGACAGAAACUGCACUGCAGAGGAGCUUGCUGCUGAGCUCCAUGCCUUGGCGCCUGGCCCUGGAUUUGCCGAAGGCGCAAGGUCUUCACCUGUUGUCCCUUUCCGCCGGGCUACCGAUCCGGCUGAGGGAACCCCUGUCCCUCCUACCGGUUGUGCACCAGUCGCUGUUGGCUUCCCUGCGGAUGCACAUGCUGCCUUCGAUGGUGUGAACCCCUCUAUUGAGGCCUCCGCGCCUCUCUCCCCGGCUCAGGUUCCUGCUCGUCAAUUCUCGGCCUUUUUCUUCGAUGAGUUUCCUGCCGAUUGCGAGCUUCGAGUCCCGUCCUGUCGCUGGUCUGGUCUUGCGCCAGGUCUCUGGUGUCUUCCUUGCAGUUGGAAUUGGUGUUGGCGCCUCUUUUGCGCUUUCGACAUGCGUCACCCUUGGUCUGGUGAUGUGUGGCGCCUGUCGGCCUUUCUUCGCCGUGAGGAGCGCCCCUCUGCCCUUCCACGGCUUCGUGGCCCUUCUGGAUUUGGCCAAGCAGCAGCCAGUCGCAUCCUUUUUCUGCGUCGGAUGUUGACUUUCCUUCAUCUCAUUCGCCAGCUUCAGCUCGGCGCUGUCCUUUGGAGCGCUCAGCCACUCCCCGGUGCCUUUUGGGACUUGCUGGGCCGUGUCGCACCUGCUGCGGUCGGUGCUUCGGCGGUCUCCGUGCUCGGCUUUGGUUCGGUCGUCAGCUUGCCGGGGGUUGUCCCCUCGGCGCUUGCUGCCCUCUCUGCCGGCUGCCUCGCCUCCGCUCUGCCGCGUCGCCUCGCCUUUCCGCAUCAGCUCCUUUCGGCGGGCUGA
Messenger RNA from Symbiodinium sp. CCMP2592, 9066 nucleotides. The record is from the annotation of a GenBank genome assembly. Lineage: Eukaryota; Dinophyceae; Suessiales; Symbiodiniaceae.